Dictyostelium discoideum AX4 is the source of this 2082-nucleotide messenger RNA. RefSeq lists its product as hypothetical. The annotation marks the transcript as partial. NCBI's taxonomy places the organism in Eukaryota, Evosea, Eumycetozoa, Dictyosteliales, Dictyosteliaceae. Gene Ontology annotation, molecular function: zinc ion binding; nucleic acid binding; DNA-directed DNA polymerase activity. The transcript has 3 exons. The record is from RefSeq and is a predicted model, not a curated record. Gene Ontology annotation, biological process: DNA biosynthetic process; RNA-templated DNA biosynthetic process.
GCAAAAAAUAAAAUUUAUUUUGCUGAUAAUGACUUAGAGUCAUUAAAUAUUUCAACACUAUUUGAAUAUAUCGAAAUCACUGGUGAAAAUAAUGGAGAAUAUAAUGAAGUCAAAAGAAAAAUAAUUAAAUAUUUUUUGGGUUCAGCAUUAACUACUUUUAUUCAAAAAUCAAAAAUAGUAGAAAAUUAUAAUGAUUUAAAAAAAGAAAUGAUUAAAAGAUAUGAUAUGAAGAAAUUUUUUAAACCAGAAGAUGAAUUAUCAAAACUCACCGAUCAAAAAUUUGAUAAAUUCAUGAAGUACAUCACAGCAUUUGGAUCACUCAAUGCUCAAAUCAAUCCUCCAUUAACCAGUGAAAGACAAAUUGAAUUAUUUAUUAGAGGGGUCAGUGAUAUAGAAAUCAAAAAGUCAAUUGACGAAGGUGCACCAAAAUUAUUAGAUGAGGCUAUAAUGAUAGCUCGUACAAAAGCAAAUUCAAAAUUCAAGUAUGAUAGCUUAGAAUUUUACAAUGCUGGAUUUACAGACAAAUUUAUUGAUAAAGAAAAUAGAAUCAAUAAUAACGUACAAGACCAACAACCCCAAAUUCAACGACAACAACAAGUUAUAAGACCAACCAGGAUACCAUUUCCACCAUCAGGUAAACACCCUGAUUAUAAUGUUAAACAAGAACAGAACAAUUAUGCAAACGUUAAAAAACACCAAUAUAAAAACAAACCAAAAGGGAAACCACUUAAAUGUUAUAAAUGUGGCAAGCUUGGUCACUUUGCAAAUCAGUGCAAAGAAGAAGUCAAUACCAUUACUGAACAAGUAUCUUUUACAACAAACCAGCAAGAUUUAAAGAGAUUAACUCAAAAGGAUGCAUCAUUUCAAGCAUAUCCAGUGAAGUUCACAAAUGAACAAAAAGACUUCUUAGAUGAACAUAUUAAAGAAUUAUUAAAGUACAAGAUUAUAAGAGAAUCAAAUAGUCAAGUAUCAUCAAGUGUAGUAUUACGUCCAAAACCAGACGGGAGUAUGAGAAUGUGUAUUAAUUAUACAAAAUUAAAUAAUAUCACUGUAAAGGAUCGAUAUCCAAUACCAGAUAUUAAUGAAAUAUGGAAUCAAAUUAAAGGAUCUCAUGUAUACUCAAAAUUAGACAUGAUAAGUGGAUACUAUCAAAUACGAAUUAGAGAAGGUGAUAAAUACUUAACAGCCUUUUCAGUACCACAAGGUUUAUUCGAAUUCAAUGUAAUGCCAUUUGGAUUGUGUAAUGCACCAGCAGUCUUCCAAAGGACCAUUCACAAGAUAUUCAAAGAGGAGAAUAGACUUACCUUACAAUCAUUUUAUGAUGAUAUAUUAUCUCACUCAAAAUCAGUAAUGGAUCAUACACCACAUCUAGAAGGUAUCUUCAAGAAAAUGAGAGAUAAUAAACUGUUAGCCAAAUUGAGCAAAUGUCAAUUUUUCCAAGAAGAAGUAAAAUUCUUAGGUCAUAUCAUAGAAUCGAAUGGUGUUCAAAUAGAUUAUGAUAGACUAGAUCCAUUAAUGAAGUUAUUAGAUCCAAAGAAUGUAAAAGAAUUACAAAGAUUGAUCGGCACAUUAAAUUUCUUCAGGAAAUUUAAACCAUUCAAACUCGAAACUGAUGCAAGUGAUAUCGGUGUUGGAGCAACUCUUUGUCAAGAUCACGGUAUUAUAUCAUUCUAUUCAAGAACCAUCAGAGACACUGAAAAGAAUUACUCAGCCUCUGAAAAAGAAUGUUUAAGCGUAGUAUGUGCAUUAGAAGAAUUUCAUUAUAUCAUUGGCACCCAAGAAACAUUAGUAGUCACUGAUAACAGUGCAGUAUCAUUCCUUAGAAAUGAUCUUGGGAAGAUCAGAAACAAGAGAUUUAUCAAUUGGAAUGUUAAGUUGGCUAGUUACAAUAUCACAUUUAAAUAUAGAAGUGGUAAGGAGAAUACUUUUGCAGACGCACUUAGUAGUUGUCCAGUAGAAGAAGUAAUGUCAGUUAUAUCAAUGGGUGAAUCAGUCAAAUUAGAUUCAAUCUUAGACUUAAAGAUUGCAGAGGAACAAAGAAAAGAUAAACACUUAGUCCCAAUCUUUAAAUACUUAGAUUAA